Pelecanus crispus (Dalmatian pelican) is the source of this 239-nucleotide messenger RNA. NCBI's taxonomy places the organism in Eukaryota, Metazoa, Chordata, Aves, Pelecaniformes, Pelecanidae. The record is from RefSeq and is a predicted model, not a curated record.
AUUUGUCUACAGGAAUUAUUUACCGGAGGAGAAUUGCAACGUGCCAGAAUGUAAUUCCUGAAAUUUUAAGAAAGGUCAGUGUCUUAAAAGUGCCCAACAUCUACUUGGAAGAGGAAUCUUGGCUUAAUACGCAGAAAAGAAACAUGGCUAUGAAAACUCAUUGUCUUACGUGGACACAGUAUGCGUCUCUGAGCGAGGAGUCUGUCUUCAGAGAGAGCUUGGAGAAUCCAAACUGGUGA